Arachis stenosperma is the source of this 1005-nucleotide messenger RNA. RefSeq lists its product as uncharacterized. The record is from RefSeq and is a predicted model, not a curated record. NCBI's taxonomy places the organism in Eukaryota, Viridiplantae, Streptophyta, Magnoliopsida, Fabales, Fabaceae. Bases 1 to 1005 code for a protein of 334 amino acids. Gene Ontology annotation, molecular function: protein dimerization activity. The transcript is spliced from 3 exons.
AUGAGGCAGUUCACAGGCGGCCGAGAAAUACUUCGUCCAGCUCCAACUCGAUUCGCCACUAAUUUUAUUGCUUUGCAAAGUAUUUUGGCUCAAAAGGAUGCAUUGAGAGCUAUGGUGACAUCUAGAGAAUGGACAAGUUCAGCUUACUCUAAAGAAGCCAAAGCAAAAAAGUUUGUGGAUCAAGUCUUAGAUUCUAAAUUUUGGAAUCAAUGCACUGAUAUUGUUAAGCUUACGGAGCCACUUGUUCAUGUAUUGCGUAUUGUGGAUAGUGAAGAUAGAGCUGCAAUGGGUUUCCUUUAUCAAGCUAUGUAUAAGGCUAGGGAAGACAUGGUGAAGAGGUUUCAAAAAAGAAAGAGAGUUGUUGAACCUUAUUUGAAGAUUUUAGAUUCACGUUGGGAUUUACAACUUAAAAGAAACCUUCAUGCUGCUGGUUAUUGGUUAAAUCCAGCUUUUCAAUUUAAUUCUGCAGAAUUUGACAAGCACAAAGACACAAUUUCUGGCCUACUAGAUGUGAUUGAGAGGCAUGCUUACGGUGAUGCUGAUUUGAUUACUAAAUUGACAAGUGAGAAGAGAAUAUUUAAGAAUGCUGAAGGAGACUUUGGGAGACAGUCUGCAAUACGUGAGCGAAGCACUGUGAUGCCUGAUCAAUGGUGGGAAUCUUAUGGAUGUGGAGCACCAAACCUGCAAAAGUUAGCAAUUCGUGUUUUGAGUCAAACUUGCAGUUCUUCAGGUUGUGAGCGUAACUGGAGCAUUUUCGAACACAUUCACUCAAAGAAAAGGAAUCGGUUAGAGCAUCAAAAGCUUAAUGAUCUUGUUUAUGUUCAUUACAACUUAAGGCUACAACAAAGGAACCGAAUGAGAAAGCAAAGUUAUGAUCCAAUUUGUCUUGAUGCAUUUGAGGAUCAUUCGGAAUGGAUAAUGGAAGAUUCACCACCAUUUUUAACUCCUGAAGAAGUUGAUGCUUUACGGAAUGAUCUUGCAAAUAUGUCUCUUCAAUCAGCUUGA